Molecule: messenger RNA, 3597 nt
Organism: Anopheles cruzii
Lineage: Eukaryota; Metazoa; Arthropoda; Insecta; Diptera; Culicidae
Gene: Oseg4
Product: WD repeat-containing protein 35
Exons: 6
Coding region: 1-3597 (1198 amino acids)
Biological process (GO): protein localization to cilium; non-motile cilium assembly; intraciliary retrograde transport
Cellular component (GO): intraciliary transport particle A; non-motile cilium
Molecular function (GO): protein binding
Source: RefSeq, a predicted model, not a curated record
AUGUUUAUCUACCUGAGCAAGAAGAUUGCCAUACCGAACAACACGCGCUUGAACUGCAUUGCGUGGAACAAAGAGCAGGGCUAUGUGGCGGUGGGCGGCGAAGAUGGGCUGUUAAAGGUAUUGAAACUUGAACAGGCGAGCAGCUCGACCGUGGCUGCCCAAUCGGGCAAAGCACUGCAGGCGAGCAACCUUUCGAUGAACCAAACACUCGAGGGCCACAAGUCGGCCAUCCAGGUGGUGACCUGGAACGAGUCGCAGCAGAAGCUGACCUCGUCAGACAAGGACGGGGUUAUUAUGGUGUGGAUGCUCUACAAGGGCUCAUGGUACGAAGAAAUGACCAACGAUCGCAAAAAAUCGACCGUCAAAGGGAUGGCCUGGACGGCCGAUGGUCAGAAGAUUUGCAUCGUGUACGAAGACGGCACGGUCAUCGUGGGGUCGGUCGAUGGGAACCGUAUUUGGGGCAAAGAUCUGAAGAACGUUUCGCUGGCCGGCGUUCAGUGGAGUCCCGAUGGGCGGUUGCUGCUGUUUUCGAUCAAAAAUGGCGAAGUCCACCUGUACGACAACCAGGGAAUCUUCGUGAUGAAGCUGCACAUUCAGUGCGUUUACCUUACGCCGGCCAAAAGCCUCUCGGUGGUUGGGCUCUGCUGGUACCACAAGACGGUCUCACCAAAUCGGCCAGUGUUGGCCAUUUGCUACGAAAACGGGCGCAUGCAGUUGAUGCGCAACGAGAACGACGACACACCGGUCGUGGUUGACACGGGACUGCAGGCUGUUUCGUGCAUGUGGAACCACGAUGGAAGCAUUCUGGCGGUUUGUGGCGUAAAAUCGAGCCUCAACAGCGAGAAGGACAGCAGCCAGGUGUUGUUCUACGCUCCGUCCGGUGUGCACAUUCGAACGCUCAAGAUCCCGGGCAAGGAGAUCACAUCGCUGUCGUGGGAAGGCAAAUCGCUUCGGAUCGCCCUUUCGGUUGAUUCGUUUAUCUAUUUUGCCAACAUCCGGCCGGACUAUCGGUGGUGUUACUUCAAUCGUACCGUUUGCUAUCAGGAAGGGUCGGGCAGCGAGGACUUGGACACGGUAACGUUUUGGGAUACCAACUCCAACCAGUGCUACGGAAAGCAGAUCGAUACGAUGAUGUCGAUGGCUGCGUCGGUCGAUCAUUGUGUGAUCGCUGUCGAAACCAAGAUGACCGGCAAGGAGUUUAGUAUCGUAAGUGAGGCGAAGGGAAAGGAUCUGAUGUACCAGCUGCUGAUAUGUAACUCGAUAAGCACGACCGUCGACUCAAAAUACAUCGACAUCCGGCCGGAGUUCAUUACGAUGAACUCGACGCACGUGAUCGUGGCCUCGAAGGAUCACUUUCUGCUGUGGCACUAUCACACACCGAAGGGCGCUUCUACGUUGCAUGGGAGUUUGAAAACGAAACGCGACCGCAAGUACCACAUCGAUGACACGCCCGCUUUGGAGGUGUUAAAUGAUCUCGAUUCUAAAACGGCCGAAGAGAUCCCGUCAAAGGUUGACCCAAGUCAGGAUCCGAUCUGUUGCGUGGCUUCGUCCGAAAGUCUGCUGCUAAUCGGGAGAGAAAGUGGCCUCAUCCACGAGUACACACUGCCACAUCUGGUGCUGCGCAACCGUCACUAUCUGCAAUCGCGCAGCUACAAGCUGGCGAUCAAUUGCAACUCGACUCGAGCCGCCAUGAUCGAUUGUAACGGAGUGUUGACGACUCUCACACUGCGCGACGAUAUGAACGAACUGGACGGUAUGGGCGGGGGCCAGCAGCAGGAGCAAGUGGCCCACAUUGAGCGAAAGGACGUGUGGGCUAUCUGUUGGGCAAAGGACAACCCGCAGCUGCUGGCGAUUAUGGAGAAAACGCGAAUGUACAUCCUGCGCGGAGCCGACCCGGAAGAGCCGAUCACCUGCUCGGGAUAUAUUUGCAACUUUGAAGAGCUGGAGAUUACGGGCGUGCUGCUGGAUGAUAUCAUCAAGGGUGGGGCCACCCCAAACAUGAAGGAGCACAUUCUGCAGUUGCGCGUUAAAUCGCUGCGUGAUACGGAGGAUCUGUUGGCGCAUGUUGGCAUUCCGGAGGCGAAGCAAUUUAUUGAAGACAAUGCGCAUCCACGGUUGUGGCGCCUGCUGGCGGAAGCGUCCCUCAAGAAGCUCGAUCUCGAGACAGCCGAAGCGGCUUUCGUGCGCUGCAAUAACUAUCCUGGCAUUCAGCUCAUCAAGCGUCUGAAAACGAUCCAGCUGGAGGCGCUGCAGCGGGCCGAGAUCUGUGCGUUCUUUGGCGAGUUCGAUGAGGCUGAGAAGCUGUACCUGGACGUGGAUCGGCGCGAUUGUGCGAUCCGGCUGCGGCAAACACUGUGCGAUUGGUUUCGCACGGUGCAGCUGUAUCGGCUCGGGCCGGGAAUCUCGGACCAGCAGAUGGAGAACGCGUGGCGCGAGAUUGGCCACCACUACAUGAAUAUUCGGGCGUGGGACAGCGCGAAGGAGUACUACGAAAAGGCGCAUCACAUCGAGGGACUAAUGGAUGCACUGUACAACCUGGAACAGUAUGACGAACUGGUCGGCUGCAUGCACCGGCUGCCGGAGAAGAGCCAACAGUUGGGGAAGUUGGGCCAAAUGUUGGCCACGGUUGGAAUGUGUGAACAGUCGGUGGCUGCGUAUCUGAAGCUCGGCGACGUAAAGUCAGCCGUUUCGACCUGCAUCGGCCUGCGUCAGUGGGGUCUGGCGGUGGAGUUGGCGCAAAAGUACAAGAUGCCCCAAAUUAACACGCUGCUCAGUAAACACGCAGCCCAGCUGCUGCAGGAAGGCAAGCUACCGGAGGCGAUCGAACUACAGCGUAAAGCAGGCCGCUUUCUCGACGCUGCGCGGUUGCUGGUGAAGAUGGCAGAGGCCGAGGCGGAGAAGAAGUCUGACUACGUGCGCAUCAAGCAGCUCUACGUACUGUCCGGGCUGCUGGCGGAGGAAUACAUCGAGAAGCAGCUCGCGGUGCAAGCGGCCGGUAGCCGCGCUGCGGUCCUUUCGCAGCUCAACCCCGAAGACGCUGUGCUGAUUGAGCAGAUUUGGCAUCAUGCCGAAGCGUAUCACUACAUUCUUCUGGCGCAACGGCAGCUUCGCUCGGGGCUACUGCAUAGCGCAGUAAUCACGGCGCUCCGACUUCGCGACUACGAAGACGUGCUGGAAGUGGAGACCCUGUACUCCCUACUGGCCCUGGCCGCCUGUGCCGAUCGUUCAUUCGGGACGUGCUCGAAAGCGUUCAUCAAGCUGGAAUCGAUCGAAACGAUCACCGAAUCACGCCGUCAGCAGUACGAGGAGCUGGCCGUUAACAUCUUCUCGCGGUACGAACCGAGGGACAACAAGUUGAAGCACAUUAGCUGCUUCACCUGUGAAACACCGGUGGCCGAUGCUUGCACCCUGUGCCCGAGCUGCGGAAGUCGCUUUCCACCGUGCAUCGCUUCCGGGCAACCGCUAAUGAACCCAACCGGUGCGUGGCAGUGCCCUGGCUGCUAUCACGUAGCGAACCCGCUCGAGAUAACGUCCCGGAAGACGUGUCCCUUGUGUCACCGGUUGCUAGCGCCACCGAAGGGUGCGAUAGAGAUUUAG